UCUCUCUCUCUCUCUCUCUCUGGCUGCUGGGAGACACAGGACAGCCAGGCGUCCGAGCCAAGGGAAGGAGAAGGCGUAGACUUCCUCCAAACAUUUCCUCCGCCAUCUCUCCGCCUGCGAGACUCAAACAGAAAAGAGAGAGAGAGAAAGAGAAAAGUUUCCUGGGAUCUUCUGUGAGCGACAGGACUUUUCUUUCCUUUCCUCUCGGUCACCUGGGUGAUACAACACAGGAGUAUUCCUUCCUUUUUGUAUCUUUUUUUGAAAUUCCAUAUUCCCCUCCUCUGGACGCUUUUCCGCAGACAUGGACUGGGGCACCGAUCUGUGGGACCAGUGUGACAUCAUCGACAAACACACGCUGUCGGGCCUCGACCUGGUGGAUCGCUACAUCAAGUUUGUGAAGGAGCGGACAGAGAUAGAACAGAACUACGCCAAGCAGCUCAGGAGUCUAUCGAAGAAAUAUGCCAAACGAGGGAGCAAGGAAGAGCAAGACUGCAAAUUCAGCAAUCACGCGUCUUUCCAGGAGAUCCUGAACGAGCUGAACGACUACGCCGGCCAACGGGAGCUCAUCGCCGAAAACAUGAUGACGGGCAUCUGCGUUGAGCUCACCAAGUAUCUGCAGGACAUCAAAUCAGAGCGGAAGACACACCUGGCGGACGCCAAGAAGGCCCAGCAGAAUCUAGAGGGCAGCUUUAAACACCUAGAAAGUACAAAGAAGCGCUUUGCAAAGGAAUGGGCGGAGGCCGACAAAGCCACGCAACAAGCGGACAAGACAGAAAGUGACCUCAAUGCCACCAAGCUCGAUGUCGAGAAAGCCAGGGCGCAUGCCCAUGCCCGCACGCACACGGCGGAGGAGUGCAGGAACGACUACGCAGCCCAGCUCCAGAAGUACAACAAGGAACAGAACAACUUCUACUACACAGAGAUACCACAUAUCUUCAAUAAAAUGCAGGACAUGGAUGAACGGAGGAUCCGGCGGCUGGCGGAGGGAUACUGCCAGUUCUCGGACAUCGAAAAGAACGUGCUGCCCAUCAUCUCCAAGUGUCUAGAGGGAAUCUCAUCAGCGGGAGUGAAAAUCCAAGAGAAACAGGACUCCUUACUCUUCAUAGAGCAGCACAAGUCUGGCUUCGAGCGACCUGGAGACGUGGAGUUUGAAGACUACACCCAGGGAAUCAAACCAGCGACCUCCGACUCCAGCCUCAACCCGCCCAAAGUGCGCACCAAGCUGUGGCCUUUCAGCAAGAAGCACAAGAUAACUCACGCUGAAAAGCACAUGCCGACGGCUUCAGAGGAUUUCUCUCACCUUCCUCCGGAGCAGAGGAAAAAGAGGCUGCAAGCGAAGAUCGAUGAAGUCGCCAAAGAGCUGCAGAAGGAGCAGGACUCAAGUGAGGCGCUGGACAAGAUGAAGGGCGUGUACGAGACAAAUCCACAGAUGGGAGACCCGUCCAGUCUGGAGCCUCAGAUCACAGAGACCACCCAGAACCUCGGACGCCUGAAGGGGGAGCUCGCCAAAUAUGAGUCGUGGCUGUCAGAGGCCGUGGGAGGAGAAGAAUCCUCCAACACCAUCAACAAUAAUAUUCGACACGGCGUUGGAGCAGCUGACCAGUCCCACAACAUCUACACAGAGUUUGACGAUGAGUUUGACGACAUGGAAGCUCCCAUUGGCCAGUGCGCCGCUCUCUACACCUUUCAAGGCAACAGCGAGGGCACCAUUUCCAUCACUGAGGGAGAAAUGUUGAGUGUAAUGGAGGACGAUAAGGGAGACGGGUGGAUGAGAGUCCUCAGAGCCAGUGGAGAGGAGGGAUAUAUACCGUCGUCCUAUGUCAAAGUCAAUCCUUAACACACACACACACACACUACACACAAACACAAACUCACACACACACGCAGUACAUAUUUAAAGCUUGUGAUGGAGGCGUGAAUGCAAAGUCAAUCCAGAUAAUUGGAGCAGUUCUCCUCGUGCUUUGUCUCAGUCUGUGACGUGUACAGUGAGAUGAUUAUAGAGCUUGUUGUCACGGCCGGUCGCCACUUCCUGUCUCUGCUCGCCACGGCAACAGAGGCCGUCUCCGUCUCAGACCGCCAGUCCUGCGAGCUCGUUUAUAGAUUUUUUUUUUUAAACCAAACUUCUGAAUGUAUACCUGAACUCUAUUCUGUCACCUUGCUAAAGUGACGACUCGUGCAACGUGUUCAGCUUCACGGCCACUUCUCCUUCACGCUGCUGUUUCUAAUCCCCUGCUGAACUUUUCCUGUUCCCAACUCCAGUCUUUUCCUAAAACCUCUUUCCUGCAGCGAUAAUGUGACUUUUUAUUAUCAUAGUGAUGUUUGAUGACUUUAAACUGGAUGAAAACCACUACCCUCUACAGAGUGCACUAAGUAUAAUAUCUAACAGUAAAAGGAUAGACUCACAUUUUACAUUCUUUUAAACAUCUGUCUUCAAACAAUAUUCAGCCGCCCGUGUGCAAUAGAAACAGUUUUCGCUUGCUGAGACCAUUUCCCUUGAUUGUACUGGUCUGCAAAUUUCAAUGAGAAAUUCAUUCUUUGUGUUACUGUCAUAGCAGCUGAGCAAACUUGCAAACAUGUGACAAAUUAAAGCAACACUCUGUAGCUUUUACUGAGCAACAGCGCCCUCUGCAGCUACACUUUGUGACUACUUCUGUUGGGGUUUGAGUUAUUAAUUGGUUGUAAAGUCUCACUCGCUGAACUGAAACACAACUGAAGGGUGGAGAUUACCCAUGAUCCCCGGCUUCUUUAAACAGUAGAACUGCAACUAACAAAACAAAACAAUUAUUAACUCUAGUUUUUAAUAACUUUAAUAACUUUUUAACUGAUCUACAGUUCAGCUAAACUCUUAAACUCUCAGUCAGUUCGUACCCACUCACCAAAGUUGAAAGAACAGACGUUCAGGGUGAAGAGGAAACAUUCUCCACAUUCCAAGUCAGUGAAGCAUCAAACUCAUUUUAGUUCUAAAUAUUUUUAGGUAAAUGCAAAGUGUUGCUUUAACUUCAAGUAAUUGUCAGAAUAUAUUUUUACUCGUCUCUUUCAUUCAAAGCACAUUAGGAAGGGACUCCUCAUCGGCCAAUAUCUAAAAGAGGAUUCACUGCAGAAAGCAGAAACUGUUUCAGUGCGUAUGUGGACAUGAGAUUGUUUUUAGACUUUUAACUUGACAUGAUAUAUCCCAGCUUCUCUUCUACAUUUGCAAGAAAAACCUUCUUUGCGAAUGUUUUGUGAAAUUCAAAAAAGCACAAAAUGAUCAAAGAUCAAAUACAGAAUUUAUAAUUUUUUAUAAUUCCUGUGAACUGUCUGUAUUUGAGGUCGUGGCCUCAGUGCUGCUCCUGAGAUCAUUACAUAGCACUGACUUUAUGACAUCUGAGGUGCAACUCAAAAGGUAGAUAGCAGGCAAUUAUUCACUUUCCAGUGUUGCACAAAACAUGACUGGGAUCUCGUGACUCGCGAGUGUUGCUCUAACAAUCUGUUUUGUUUUUCCAUAUUUAAACCACCUGUUUUUAUAUUGUGAGCCUUCAGACCUCCAGCUUCGCACUCCUCUUCCCAAGUCCUCAGAUACCACUUAAUUUAAUCAAACAUUUUAAAAGAACCAGUGAGAACAGGAUGGAUUUCAAAAGGGAUGAAAUGGGAGUUUUGGAGAUUUAGCUCCUCAUUCAGUCACAGCCAAGGGCGACGAAUUGUAAAGAAAUAUUUAAACGUGGUCGGAUUGUUUAAAGAAACACUCGAGAUAGGUUUUACGACGUGUGAAAUGCUAAAAAUGCUUCUUUGUGGCUGAUCUAUAAUCCAUAAAUGUGCAAAUGUUAUUAGUUCUCAAAAGUUUAACAGCCGUACACAAGAUGUCUCCCACUCCACUGAAAAGGAUUCCAGUGUCAAGACGUACAAGAGAUUCCUCAGACUCGUCUUUCUGCACAGUGAAGGUCAAACACUCGAGAGGCAACAAGACGCAACAUGAUUUUUUGACUGGAGACUUCAGGUUUAAGACAAACAGUUUACACUUCUCUUUCUGUGCCAUCCUGUCCUGCACUAGUAAAAGUUUUCUCCACAUUUUAAGGGGUUUUAUUUUACAAUCCAUUUUUAAAAUGAAAAUAUAUGUAUUACCUUGUAUCAUUUGAGUCAUAAAUUGGGAUUUAAGAAAAGAAAA
Messenger RNA from Limanda limanda (common dab), 4141 nucleotides. RefSeq names its product thyroid hormone receptor interactor 10b (gene trip10b). The transcript has 15 exons. The record is from RefSeq and is a predicted model, not a curated record. NCBI's taxonomy places the organism in Eukaryota, Metazoa, Chordata, Actinopteri, Pleuronectiformes, Pleuronectidae. Gene Ontology annotation, biological process: signal transduction. Bases 302 to 1837 code for a protein of 511 amino acids. Gene Ontology annotation, molecular function: protein binding.